Molecule: messenger RNA, 2929 nt
Organism: Andrographis paniculata
Lineage: Eukaryota; Viridiplantae; Streptophyta; Magnoliopsida; Lamiales; Acanthaceae
Product: cation/H(+) antiporter 18-like
Exons: 4
Coding region: 368-2800 (810 amino acids)
Biological process (GO): proton transmembrane transport; regulation of pH
Cellular component (GO): endomembrane system; membrane
Molecular function (GO): antiporter activity
Source: RefSeq, a predicted model, not a curated record
CGUGUCAAUUUUUGGUACUGUCGAUUUUCUACGACUUCCUAUAGAAUAAUAGUACCACCACUGACCACUCGGGUUGCUUUUGUUGACGGACGGUUGCAGUUGAACGUAUAUUGUUUGUCCGGUGAUUAACUGACACCAGUGCACUUUCGAGGGGGUUCUUGAAUGACCACCGAUCGUAGUGAUAGGGAAAUCAUUUUCUGCUUUGGAAUGCCAUGCCAUGGCCUACUAUGCCUGGCCACACUGGCUUUACUAAAUAUAUUUGGUGCUCGUUCUUUAUUCUAUCGAAUCACUAUUCUAUGUUCAACACCAGAUUUACAAAUAGUUUUCGUGUGCAUUGAAGUGAGAAUUAGAAUUACCUUGUAGAAGAAUGGCUCAUAAUGCAACAACUUUAUGUCCACCUCCCAUGAAGGCUACAUCUAAUGGCGUCUUUCAAGGGGAUACUCCUAUUGAUUAUGCACUUCCUCUUCUGAUAGUGCAGAUAUGCCUUGUGGUCGUACUCACUCGCGUGCUUGCAUAUUUUCUGAGACCGCUAAGACAGCCCCGUGUCAUUGCAGAGAUCAUUGGUGGAGUUCUACUUGGUCCAUCUGCUUUAGGCCGUAAUCAGAAGUAUCUCCAUGCUAUUUUUCCUCCUCGGAGCCUCACAGUAUUGGAUACGGUUGCGAACCUUGGCCUUCUAUUCUUUAUGUUCUUGGUUGGCCUUGAGCUGGAUCCAAAAUCCCUUCGCCAGACUGGGAAGAAAACAUUAGGUAUUGCUCUUGCAGGUAUCUCAGUUCCAUUUGUUAUGGGAAUUGGAACAUCGUUUGUGCUCAGAGCAACUAUCUCGGAAGGUGUUAGUCAAGGCCCUUUUCUAAUAUUCAUGGGAGUGGCGAUGUCCAUCACUGCUUUUCCUGUCUUAGCUCGUAUCUUGGCAGAGCUUAAACUUUUAACUACUGAUGUUGGUCGGAUAGCCAUGUCUGCUGCUGCAGUCAACGAUGUCGCCGCUUGGAUUUUACUUGCUCUUGCAAUUGCCUUGUCAGGCACUGGUCACUCUCCUCUUGUGUCCGUUUGGUCGUUCUUGAGUGGAUCUGGUUUUGUAGGUUUAUGCAUACUUGUGGCCCCUCCAAUUUUCAAAUAUAUGGCCCGAAGAUGUCCUCCAGGUGAACCGGUAGAUGAAAUGUACAUCUGCGUCACAUUGGCUGCUGUUUUGGCUGCUGGAUUCGUUACUGAUGCCAUCGGGAUCCAUGCACUUUUCGGGGCUUUUGUGAUUGGAAUUCUUGUAUCAAAGGAGGGAGCAUUUUCUGGGGCACUGGUCGAAAAAGUGGAGGAUCUUGUAUCUGGUCUACUGCUUCCUUUGUAUUUUGUUUCUAGUGGACUCAAGACAAAUGUAGCCACCAUUCAAGGAGCUCAGUCUUGGGGCCUUCUUGUGUUGGUUAUAUUUACAGCUUGUUUUGGGAAGGUUGUUGGCACCAUUGUGGUUUCUAUCUUAUGUAAAGUACCUGUCAAUGAAGCAGUAACCCUUGGUUUCCUCAUGAACACUAAAGGUUUGGUGGAACUCAUAGUUCUUAACAUCGGCAAAGACCGCGGGGUCCUAAACGAUCAAACGUUUGCAAUCAUGGUUUUGAUGGCCUUAGUCACUACAUUUAUGACUACACCUAUCGUUGUGCGCAUAUAUAAGCCCGCUCGAGUAGCUAUAUCAGAAUAUAAGCGAAGAACUAUUGAGACAAAGGAAUCAAACUCUCAACUCAGGCUGCUGUUUUGCUUCCACAGUAACAGCAACAUCCCCUCUUUUCUUAAUCUCAUGGAGGUCUCUCGUGGCACCGGAUAUAUAGCCGGACUUCGUGUUUACGCCAUGCACCUGAUGGAGCUGUCUGAAAGAUCUUCUGCAAUACUGAUGGUUCACAAGGCAAGGAAAAAUGGGGUCCCCUUUUGGAACAGGCGGAGAAACGUAUCUGAUGCUAAUGAAGUUGUGGUUGCUUUCGAGGCCUUCCAGCAUCUCAGCCAUGUGUCGAUCCAACCUACGACUGCAAUAUCAUCGAUGCACAGCAUGCACGAGGACAUCUGCAACAGUGCUGCCGCGAAGAACGUGGCAAUGAUAAUCCUCCCUUUCCACAAGCACCAAACAAUCGAAGGCACCUUGGAGACCACACGAGAUGGUUUCAGGCACGUCAACCGGAAGGUUCUUGAGCACGCCCCAUGCUCUGUUGGCAUUUUAGUCGACCGCGGCCUCGGUGGAACGUCCCAUGUAGCCUCAAGCAAUGUUGACUACACAAUCACAGCCUUCUUCUUCGGUGGCCACGACGAUCGCGAAGCUCUGUCUUAUGGAGCGCUGAUGGCUGAGCACCCUGGCAUCAGUUUGAACGUUGUUCAGUUCAUAGUCGACCCGGAGCUCGCCGGAGGUACUGUCCAUGUAGAUGUGGACGAUGAUCAGUACAGCGCAGAAGUCAGCUCAAGCGACGAAGCCUUCCUUGCCGAUUUCAAAGAGAAAGCUUCCAAGGAGAGAUCCAUUAGAUAUAAAGAAAGCGUGGUGAAGAGCAGUGCAGCAGAAGCAGUGGAGGUGAUGCGUGAAUACAAACGCAGCAAUCUGUUCGUCGUUGGAAGAAUUCCUCAGGGGCAAUUAGCUACAGCUCUGAAGAACAGCCACCACCACGGCGAAGACGACGACUGCCCGGAGCUGGGACCGGUGGCGAACUUGCUGAUCUCCCCAGAGUUCUCAAUGGCGUCUGUUUUGGUGGUGCAGCAAUUUUGCACCCAGCUGCCUCCGGAAUCUGUGAAUACACUCAAGGCAGUAGACCACGCUGCUGACGACGAUACAUCAUCCUAACUUUGUUCAUUGCCUUGUUUGUUUGUAUGUAUAAAUAUAAAUAUAAAUGUAUACAUAGACACGCCAUAUGCAUGCAUGCAUGUGGGUGGACAACUCUUUUCCCAUUAUAUAAAUAUAAAUAAAUAAUUC